AUGCCGGCGUCUGCCAACAACUCGUCAGUGUCGGUCUUUCAUUUCACUUCGAGGAUAUCCAAUGCAAAGAUUGCCAAAUACAAGUCGGCCACGGAGAGAGGCAUGGCGCACUCGAGCACCAGGAACUCUAAAUCAAGACUUCGACGCGCUGCAUCCCCUAAGAGCAAUGGCUCUGAUCUCACCGAGGACAGCCCACGGCCCAGUCACGAGUCGCCAUCUGUCGAGCCACCGCCAGCAAAGAAGCCAAGACUGAAACUUAAUGUUCGCUCUCCCAAACCAAAGCAAGACAAUGGUGAUACUAUCGCUGUGUCGCGCCCACGACGCGAAACUCGAAAACGCUACUCGGAACCACUUGACGAUAUAGACGUGGAAAUGACUGAAGAUACACCUGAAAUUGAGUCUGGAAAAGCUGCGUCACCGGCACCAUCAUCUGGCUUGUCUUCGCUGUCCUCAGCGCCACCCACUCCACCUCGAGAAGAGUCGCCCUUGAAAGACGAAAGCCCCCCAGGAUCAGCUGCCCGAGCUGAUUAUGGCGAUUUCAUGUCCUACUACAUCGCAGGCGGCGACGAAGAAAGCGAAAAUGAGAAAUCACAGGCAGCGCCCAAAGGAAAGCGCAAAUCCAAGUCACAAGCCAAGCCAAAAGUGGAGACUGCCAAGACUUCAAAGGCCCUGAAGCAGCUUUCACGAUCAUCAACUGAGGCAACACCACAGAACGCGACACCAGUUCAUCAAACUCCCUCAGUCAGACAUCCACAACCUCAACAGCAGCCCGUCGUUGAACAAGCGCCAAAUGCCAAUAAUCAGCGAGUGUCUUCUCACCAGGUUCAAAAUGGUCCUAGUCAAACACAGAAUGUUCCGAGCGCACCUCCGCGCUAUCCCCAAGGACCACCGCCGCCAGGAAUGCAACGUCCACCGCCAUUGCCGCUGCCUAACCCACCACCGCCAAUGCCACAGCCAGUCAUUCAUUUCAUCGAUAUAACUCAUGAUCCUAAGCCAAGCAAGCCUGACACUAUCGCAGAUAUGAUCCACAAGCUAGAGACCCUGUCAUCAGCCCUUACAAACUUUGGCGGCGUACCGGCUGUUCCUGCCACACCACCGCCAGACGGCAAACCUGCGCCGCCCAGCAAGGCUCGAGCAAAGAAGCAGACAGCACCUCAGGCCGGCGACCAAAUCGAUGGCUUUCUAUCUUUGUUCGGUGCUGACGAUGAUGAGGAUGACUCUGAGAGUAGUGCAGCAGAGGAUGCGGAAGAGCAGCAAGGAGAGAACGUGAAUGACCAGCAAAAGAACCCAGGUGAUCCCGAUGGCCCAUUGACAUAUGGAAUUCAGUUCAUCCAGAACGCUCUCAAGUCGUGGGCCCAGCAGCGAACGACACAUCAGAUUACACAUCAGCUUCAGAUGCAACAUAACCAGGCUCUUUCAGAGUAUUACAACAAUCAACAACAGAGAGGACCAGGACGUCCUAGGAAAUUUGUCGAGCCACUGCCCGGUCAGCCUGGCGGCCCGAGGCCAAUCCUGCAGAUGGACUUGGCUGAUACCCCAGAAGGCGUCGCUAUCAAAGCGUUCCAGCGAGUUCUCGAUUCUGGCUGUUUACAGGUCAAUGCCCGGUUGCAUGCGGGCCUUAGUCGUGCGUUGCGGCAUCUGUACAUGCAGAUCGAUCAUUUGAUCAACCAAGGAAGCAAGGAGAAUAGCAGUUGGCAGUGUAUGUCGUAUAGUGCGCAGCUAUCCGCACACAGGUUCCGAGUGGAACAGGUCAGGCGGGCAAACGCGAAAGCACAGGAGCAGCAGCAGCAGCUGGCUGCGCAGAUGUUGCCAGGCCAGCAGACGACGAAUCCGCCGCAUUCACAAGCCCAGCAACUGAAUGCGAUUGAGCUCGAGCGACGUAGAAGCAUGCAACACGCCCAACAACAGCCCUACAUCGCUGCACAGCACCUGAAUCCAUUGCAGCUAAAUGGCUCCCCUCCAGCAACGCCAGCCGGACCUUCUCCAUCACCCGCUCCAGGCGGCAUGCCUCAAGUCCAUGCAGCAGGUCAGUCUAUGCAAAACGGCGCGACUGCUGGACCUGCAAAUGCUGGUGUGCAACUUACGAAGAUGAAAAUGUAUGUGCCAGGCUUCUUGCCUCGGUCUGGUCAGUCCAUGAAGUUCUCUUUCGCGCCACACAGCGAGGCUGCCGUUCAGGCAUUCGGAUCUGAGGCCUUCCCGGUGGAACAGGCACCAGGACCUCAAAUGCCGAACAGAGGACCAAUGCAGCCUGUGCGCACAAACAAUCUCAGACCGGCCUCCAAUGGCACAUCUAUGUCAGAUCCACAACCUACCACAAUUGACUUGACCUCUGAUGGACCUGAGCAUGCUUCCAGUCAGCCAGCGCAUGCUCAAGUUCACGUGCCGGUAUUGAAGACUGGCUCGGGUUUCACUGCUGUCAACAAGCCACCUCCAGCUUCAGCAGUCUCACGUUCAACUUCCCUCCCGAACGGAUCGGCAAAGGAAGCAUCGCCAGAGACUAUUAGAGUCGCGCGCAAGCACUCUUCAGGUGCUGCAUCUGCUUCGGCCUCGCCGGCGCUUGGUAAUGGUUCUUCUAGGUUGGCAGCUAGAAUGCCGCAUCCAGGAGCCAUUGUUGAGGACAAGUAG
Molecule: messenger RNA, 2625 nt
Organism: Pseudocercospora fijiensis CIRAD86
Lineage: Eukaryota; Fungi; Ascomycota; Dothideomycetes; Mycosphaerellales; Mycosphaerellaceae
Exons: 1
Coding region: 1-2625 (874 amino acids)
Source: RefSeq, a predicted model, not a curated record